UUUGUACAACACUCGCCACCGCAACACAAUACUAAAAAAUACGAAUAUAUAUGUCCCGCACUUUCUUCCCGCCUUCAUUCAGUUGAUUAAGGAAAAGAGAGGGAAGUGAGAAUCGAUUGGCGGUCACCGAAAAGGCAUGUGUGGUAGAGCGCGUUGUACUCUCAGGGCCGAUGACAUCUCCAGAGCCUGUCACUGCAACGGCGCUCCAGUCCGUUCGGUCAACAUGGACCGAUACCGGCCAUAUUACAAUGUCUCUCCGGGAUCGAACUUGCCGGUUGUUUAUAGAGGCGAUGUGUCCGGUGGCGAGGGUUAUUCUCUUCACUGUAUGACUUGGGGAUUAGUUCCUAGUUUCACUAAGAAAACUGAGAAACCUGAUUUCUACAGGAUGUUCAAUGCUCGAUCUGAAUCAGUACGUGAAAAGGCCUCUUUUCGUAGACUACUUCCUAAAAAUCGUUGUCUUGUAGCAGUAGAAGGGUUUUAUGAGUGGAAAAAAGAUGGGUCUAAAAAGCAGCCUUACUACAUUCAUUUCAAGGAUGAUAGGCCUCUCGUAUUUGCUGCUCUUUAUGAUUCGUGGCAGAAUUCUGAAGGUGAGAUACUUGAUACCUUCACUAUACUUACAACGUCCUCUUCUUCAGCCUUACAGUGGUUGCAUGACAGGAUGCCUGUCAUUCUGGGAGACAAGGGUGCAAUUGACACAUGGCUUAAUGGAUCUUCCUCUUCAAAGUUUGAUAUCAUGCUGAAACCUUAUGAAAAUCCAGACUUGGUAUGGUACCCAGUGACACCUGCAAUGGGCAAGAUAUCUUUUGAUGGCCCAGAGUGCAUUAAAGAGAUUCAUUUGAAGACCGAGGACAAAGGCACUAUCUCUAAGUUUUUUUCAAGGAAGGAAAUUAAAAGUGAACAAGAAUCAAACCUACAGGGAAGUACAUGUGAGAAAUCUGCUGAUGUAAAUACUCCGAAACGUGUAAAAGAGGAAGAUGUAAUUGCAGACAAGUUGGAUAUUCCAUCAUUGGUCAACAAUGAUUCGAGAUCCAGUGUUUGUACAAUUACUAAGGAGGACGGAACAAAGUACAAAACAAAGCGGGACUAUGAGGAGACUCUAAAUGAUUCAAAGCUGGGCUUGGAUAAAGAUGAGAAACCGCCGCAGAGUCCCGCAAGGAAAAAGGUUAACCUUAAGAUUGAUGGUGAUAAACAGCCAACUCUCUUUUCAUACUUCAGCAAAAAGUAGUUUCAUCUUCAUGAGCACCUGUCUUGUACGUGAUAUAAGAACAUCCUGGUAACCUAACAUCUGUUUUGUUUUAAGGCAUGCACUUUGACCAUUUUUGUUUGUGCUAGUGUGAUUAUGUUUAUACACAAGUAGGGAAGCACUUAGAACUUGUAAUUUUGUAGUGCAAAUGCCAUAAUGUGUUUGUAGUUGAUGAUUUCCUCGUGCUGCAGUAUAAAGUACAGUCUAACAUUUAUAUGGCAGGGUAUGCAUUUGAAUGAAAUUGGUGACAGCAAUUUGGCUCA
Jatropha curcas is the source of this 1506-nucleotide messenger RNA. Its product is annotated as embryonic stem cell-specific 5-hydroxymethylcytosine-binding protein. The record is from RefSeq and is a predicted model, not a curated record. Gene Ontology annotation, biological process: protein-DNA covalent cross-linking repair. Gene Ontology annotation, molecular function: single-stranded DNA binding. Lineage: Eukaryota; Viridiplantae; Streptophyta; Magnoliopsida; Malpighiales; Euphorbiaceae.